UUCCAGGUAGAGAGUUUUGAAGUAUAUCACUGCCUGGCAGCGAACGAGAGCUUGGCGGCAAUCGUGUACUGACGCAUAAGCAAUUCGAAAAAUGGAGGGAACACCAAGACCUUGAGCACUAGCGAAGCGUCAGCCAUGGCGAAUCUCUCCAGUCUGGUUCACGAGCUUCGAGAACGUAUAGCAGCUUCUUCCUCCACUCCUCCUAAUCGUUCCGAUGACGUCGGUGUCGAAGUCCGAUUUCGCGCCGUCCUUCCCAAUCUCCUCCACGCUUACGUCGUUCCUUCUUCUUCAGUGAAUGAGAGAGAAGUGGUUGCCGUGUUGAAACUCCUCUCACACACUGCGAGGAAUUUUCCUGGUGUUUUUUACCAUGGAAAGGCUAGCGCCGUUUUGCCUGUGGUUGGUCGGAUAUUACCUUUUUUUGCGGAGCCCGCUAUCCAAGCACGAUAUGGAGUCAUUUUUGAAACCGUUGGUUCCCUUUUAUCCUUGCUUCGUACUGGAGCACGGGACGCAUACCGUCAGUUUUUUCUCGAUGCCAUGUUAGUUGUUGAAGAUAUUUUGUACAUUGCAUCACUUGGCACUGAUACUGCAAGCUUUGUGGAUUCCAGAAGAGUCACUUUGAAUUGUUUCUCUGAAUCUCUGAAGGGAAUCUUUGAGGAUCCCGAUCAUCUUGGGGAUCUUCCAGAAGUCAACAGACCAACUAAUGGCUCUGGUAUUUUGAUCAAUCUGACGGGGAAAAAGAGGUGGCAGCCUUUUGUUACUUGGAUUAUUAAGCUUCUUGGUAAAUGCUUGGCUGAGGGAACCGUGUACGUUGAAGGGCUUAUCAGUAUGUCAGAUGUUUCAGCAGCAUGUUCUUUGUUAUGUUAUGGAGAUGCCGAUUUGCAAAUGGCAUGCUUUGAUUUUGCACGCAUUGUUGGAUUGGUGAUAGAUGACGUCGUUCCUUAUCAGCCUUUAAUCCAGUCAAUAUCUACUAUAUUAAGUGAAGACAAACAGGGGCUUCCUAUAUUUAGGAACGCAUUAUAUGAUGCUUCUAUUGGAGAUUGUCUUACUGUGCUAUACUCCAACUGUUGCGAUGAUGUUGUCAAGCUAACUGCUGCAGACAUGGUUGGCAUAUUUUCACAGUCCCUUUGGAGAACCAAGAGCAUGGAGCUCAAGGUUUCAUUAUGCAAUGCAUACAUAAGGAUUGCUAAAAUCUGCCCUUCUCAUAUCUGGAGGCCUGAAAUACUCGUUGAUAUGCUUUCUUUUCCAGAACCUUGCUUUGCUCUGAUAGAUUGCUUCCAAGCAGCUCUAUCUAUUCUUGGUCCUGAUUAUGUUGGAGGGUCUGUACCUGGCUUGGGUUUGUCAGAAUUGAGCAACAAAUCAAUUGAAAACUCAAGAGUUGGAGAAAAGAGAUGCUUAGAGGAUUUGGACAAUGUUAAGAACAAAAAACUGAAGGUUGAUGGAGAAAUUGUGAGCUCUGAAGCUGAUAUACUGGUUGAAUGCAAGAAGCCUCACAUCAAAAUAUGCGGAACUGAUGUGACUUAUGCAAAUAAUUUGCAUAAUUUACUUGUUUCAUUUGUUGGAUGUUCAAGAGCUUCGUCUAUCAGAGCUGAUGGUCUAAGACCAGAAGUUUCAUUAACAUCUCUUAGCAUGCUGUGCAUUGCAUUCUGUCGUCACCCUGAAACUCAUUUGUCCCAGGUCAUAUUUCAGGAGAUGGUUUCAUGGAUUCCCUGGAUAUACAAGCAGGCAAAGCAAGGAAGCUUGAUUUCUCUUGAUCUAUCCACAUUUCUUGAAGGAAUUCACAACAUGCUUCUUUUACCAACCCAUGUAUCUUCGUGUUUAUUUUCACUCCUGUCUGGAAGUAAUGAUGAAUGCACAGAAACUAUGUCUGUGAUACUUAAAGUUCCAUGGACCCAUUCAAUCACCAGUUCUGAAUCUUGCAAGCCAUUGAAGACAAAAUGCUUCUCUGUUCAGGUUGCAUCCAAAGUUACUUCUAUAUUAAAGACUGAAACUGAUCUUGAGGUCCUGGAUUUGAGUCUUGUUGAUGAAGAUGAUGAAGUUAGAAUGGAAGCUGCCAUUUCAAUUCCAGUGAUUGCUCUAUGGACUGGUUUUGAUAAGCUAACACAGUUAUUUAGGAGGCUGACGAUCUUGAAGGGAGAAAGGCAUGACAAAGUUAAGAAAAUUAUCCCAGUUUCUCUUGGGUUUUUGUCAUGCCUUUAUGGAUCUUGCCAUUCGGUAGAUGGUCAAAAUAUGAGCAGGUGCAAAUUAUUUUUAAAUACAAACAGCGAUAGAUGCUGCCAGACAGUGGACUAUAUGCUUCAGGGAUUUUGGUGUUCAAAGUGUGAUCAGUCUGUUCUGCAUGAUCAUAAACUUUAUACAAAUAUAAUUGAGCCACCUCACUGUUACCCAAAAAUGAAUUUGGAUUGUGACAUUGUCCAUUUGAUGUCGAUGUUUUUUAAACUUCUUUUUGAUGAGUCGUCAGAAGAGGUUCAAGUUUCUUGUGUGGAGACUCUUGGACGCAUUCUGGUCCAUGGGACUAGGGAUGUUCUACUUCAAACAAGGACUGAUUGGCUUAAAUGUAUUGAGUUUUUGCUUCUUAACAGAAAAAAAGCAAUAAGAGAAGCAUUCUGCCUUCAAAUUAGUUCCUUACUCGAGGACCAAGUACUGAGUUGCCUUUUCCCAGAAGAAAACUUCUUAAACAAAAGGAAAGAGCUAAUGUUUUUGGACUUUAUUAAACAAGCAAUGGUACCAACUACAGAUCCCCAAAUUCUCGACACUCUACUAGAAUCUGUAGCAAACCUCAUGACUGCAGUUGAUAUUCACAGUGAUUUUUUUUCUCGUUCUCUUUUAUUGUUGGUUGAUCAUCUUGACAAUCCACAAAUAACAGUGAGGAUGAGUGCCUCAAGGUCAAUCCACAAUGCUUGCCGUUUUCAUUUUAAUGGGAAAUUUGAAUUAAUCUUUUCAAAAGUUGUCCAUCUUCGGAAUGAGCUAUUUGAUUAUCUCUCCACGGGACUUGUUAGCCGUCCAAAAAUUGUACAAGAAUUUGCAGAAGCUGUUUUGGGAGUUGAAACUGAAGUAUUUGUUAAGAAAAUGAUUCCCGUUGUUCUUCCAAAGCUGGUGGUCUCUCAUCAGAAUAAUGAUCAAGCUGUCGAAUCAUUAUAUGAAUUAGCUAAAUGUGUGGACACUGAUAUGGUGACGUUGAUAGUCAAUUGGUUGCCAAAAGUUCUUGCCUUUGUUCUCUACCAAGCGAAUGGGAAGGAGUUACUUUCUGCCUUGGAAUUUUAUCAUGCUCAGACUGGUUCAAAUCAGGAAGAGAUUUUUGCAGCUGCAUUACCUGCUCUUUUAGAUGAACUAGUAUGCUUUGUGGAUGGUGGCGAUUCAGAUGAAGUCAGUACAAGGUUAGCAAGAGUUCCAGAGAUGAUAUUACAAGUUGCUCGAGUUCUCACUGGUGGGGACGAUCUUCCAGGAUUUUUGAGAAAUCAUUUUGUUGGUCUCCUUAACAGCAUUGAUAGGAAAAUGCUCCAUGCAGAGGAUGUUUGCCUGCAGAAACAAGCUCUGCAACGUAUUGAAAUGCUGAUAAAAUUGAUGGGUUCUCAUCUUAGUACCUAUGUUCCAAAACUAAUGGUUCUACUUAUGCAUGUUAUUGGGAAGGAAGUACUGCAAAGUGAAGGUCUCAUUGUCUUGAAUUCUUUUAUCCAACAAUUGGCUAAAGUAUCACCAUCUAGCAUCAAGUAUGUGAUUUCUCAAGUCUUUGCUGCACUUGUGCCUUUCCUGGAGAGAGAUGAAACUUCCAUUCAUUUAAAUAUGGUGGUAAAAAUUUUGGAAGAACUCGUUUUAAAAAAUAGGAGUAUACUAAAGGCGCAUAUCCGCGAAUUCCCUCCAUUGUCUCAUAUUUCUGCUCUGACAGAGGUGAACAGAGCAAUACAUGAAACUCGUGGGUCAAUGACUCUAAAGGAUCAGCUGCGAGAUUUUGUUGAUGGCUUAAAUCAUGAGAACUUGAAUGUGAGAUACAUGGUGGCAUGUGAACUGAGCAAGUUGCUGAACAUGAGAAGCAAGGAGGUUACAGCUUUUAUAAGUGCUGAAGCGGAUCCAGACAUGGAUGUUUUGAGCUCACUAAUUUCAUCCUUGCUAAGAGGUUGUGCUGAGGAGUCAAGGACUGCAGUGGGCCAGAGGCUGAAAUUGGUUUGUGCUGAUUGUCUUGGAGCACUAGGUGCCGUAGAUCCUGCUAAAGUGAAGAGCUUUUCAUGCCAACGAUUUAAAAUUGAAUGCUCUGAUGAUGAUCUAAUCUUUGAAUUGAUUCACAAACAUUUAGCUCGGGCCUUUAGAGCAGCACCAGAUACCAUUAUUCAAGAUUCUGCGGCAUUAGCCAUACAGGAGCUUCUAAAAAUUGCAGGAUGUAAAGCAUCACUGGAUGAAAAUGCUGCUGCUUCAGAGUCACCAUCGUUGAAAGACAAAGGUGCUUCAAAAACUGUCGCGUCUGAUUCUUCAGAUGGUGGUAAUGCGAUGAGUAUGAGGGGUCAGAAAUUGUGGGGACGCUUCUCUGAUUAUGUGAAAGAAAUUAUAGCACCUUGCUUAACCUCAAGAUUUCAGCUCCCGAAUGUGGCUGACUCUGCAUUUGUUAGUUCAAUAUAUCGGCCAGGUAUGUCAUUCAGAAGGUGGAUAUUCUUUUGGAUAAAAAAGCUAACUGCGCAUGCCACUGGGUCUCGUGCCAGUAUUUUUCAUGCUUGUCGAGGUAUAGUACGGCAUGAUAUGCAGACAGCUGUCUAUCUGCUGCCUUAUUUAGUUCUCAGUGCCGUCUGUCAUGGUACAGUGGAGGCACGUCAUGGCAUAACAGAAGAAAUUUUGUCUGUUCUCAAUGCUGCAGCUGCAGAGAAUGGCGUGGCUGUGAUUAACGGAAAUAUUGGAGGGCAAAGUGAUGUUUGCAUUCAAGCUGUGUUUACUCUUCUUGAUAAUCUAGGACAGUGGGGGGACGACGUUGAGCGAGGAUUAUCACUUUCUCAAUCUGGUCAGUCAUCGUCUUCUAAGAGUUCGGUGGCCAAGUCAAAGGAAUCAAGUUCAAAUGCUCAAGUUGAUCAGGAGCAACUCCUGGUUCAGUGUAGAUAUGUUUCACAGCUUUUGGAUGCAAUCCCAAAAAUCACUCUUGCUAGGGCUUCCUUGAGCUGCCAGGCCUAUGCUAGAUCUUUGAUGUAUUUUGAGUCAUAUGUUCGAGGAAAAUCUGGUUCUUUUAACCCUGCGGCUGAGAGAAGUGGCAUCUUUGAGGACGAAGAUAUUUCAUAUCUCAUGGAAAUAUAUAGUUAUCUCGAUGAGCCUGAUGGUAUAUCUGGCUUGGCAUGUUUACGUAAAUCCUUGAGGUUACAAGACCAACUUUUGAUUACUAAAAAAGCUGGAAAUUGGGCAGAAGUAUUGACCUUUUGUGAACAAGCUUUGCAUAUGGAACCAAAUUCUGUUCAGAGGCAUUCAGAUGUUCUUAAUUGUUUGUUAAAUAUGUGUCACCUUCAAGCCAUGGUUACUCAUGUGGAUGGUUUAAUUACGAGGAUUCCUCAGUACAAGAAAACAUGGUGCAUGCAAGGAGUGCAGGCAGCUUGGAGGCUUGGCAGGUGGGACCUGAUGGAUGAAUACCUCACGGGAGCUGAUGAAGAAGGUCUUCUUUGUAGCAGCUCUGAAAGUAAUGCUUCUUUUGACAUGGACGUGGCAAAAAUUCUUCAGGCAAUGAUGAAGAAGAAUAAGUUUUCAGUUUCUGAGAAAAUUGCUCUAUCCAAACAGUCACUGAUUGCCUCUCUUGCUGCCGCUGGCAUGGAUUCUUACACACGUGCUUAUCCAUUUGUUGUGAAACUUCACCUUCUGAAAGAGCUCGAGGACUUCCAUAACCUUCUUUUUAAUGACUCUUUCUUGGAAAAGACAUUCCGUGUGGAUGAUCAGGAAUUUUCAGAAGUGAUUCAAAAUUGGGAGAAUCGGCUGAAAUUUACUCAGUCAUCACUCUGGGCAAGAGAGCCACUUCUGUCCUUUCGAAGGUUGGUUUUUGGUGCUAGUGGUUUUGGUGCUCAAGUUGGGAACUGCUGGCUUCAGUAUGCAAAGCUGUGUCGCUCUGCUGGUCAUUAUGAAACAGCAAACCGUGCAAUUCUUGAAGCUCAGGCUUCUGGUGCACCUAAUGUUCAUAUGGAGAAGGCCAAGCUUUUAUGGAGCACUAGGCGGUCAGAUGGUGCUAUCUCAGAAUUGCAACAAUCUCUUCUUAACAUGCCUGUGGAAGUCAUAGGUUCUGCUGCAAUGUCUUCAAUAACAAGCCUUUCCUUGGUUCCAAUGAAUCCAGCUUCUUUAACAUGUGAUACUCAAGCUUUGAAUGAGAAUAGAGAUAUUGCAAAGACUCUUCUCCUGUACUCGAGGUGGAUACAUUGCACUGGGCAAAAGCAAAAGGAAGAUGUCAUCAAUCUUUAUUCAAGAGUAAAGGAGCUACAGCCCAAGUGGGAGAAAGGAUACUUCUUUAUGGCUAGGUAUUGUGAUGAAUUGCUUGCAGAUGCCAGGAAACGCCAGGAAGAGAGUAUUGAACAAGGCCCGAGAAAAGUCUCAUCAUCUUCUGCUGCUAUUGGCUCUUCGAAUAUGAGUAACGAGAAGCCCUGGUGGUCUUAUGUUCCUGAUGUACUCUUGUUCUAUGCGAAAGGACUUCACAGAGGUCACAAGAAUCUAUUUCAAGCACUUCCAAGAUUGUUAACUUUGUGGUUUGACUUCGGGAGCAUCUACCAAAGAGUUGGUUCGUCAUCCAACAAGGAUUUGAAAAGUGUUCAUGGAAAGGUUCUGAGCAUCAUGAGAGGUUGUUUGAAGGAUUUGCCUACGUAUCAAUGGUUGGCUGUACUGCCUCAGUUAGUUUCAAGGAUUUGCCAUCAGAAUGAAGAAACUGUUCGAUUGGUCAAACACAUAAUUACCUCUGUUGUUCGACAGUAUCCCCAGCAAGCUCUUUGGAUAAUGGCCGCAGUUUCCAAAUCCACCGUUCCUUCAAGACGAGAGGCAGCCAUGGAGAUAAUCCAAUCUGCAAAAAAAGAUCGUAGUCAAGGAAAUAGUGGGAACAAUUUAUUUCUUCAGUUUGCCAGUCUAAUUGAUCACCUAAUCAAGUUGUGCUUCCAUCCUGGUCAGCAAAGAGCGAGGAACAUUAAUAUCUCUACGGAAUUUAGCACAUUAAAGAGAAUGAUGCCAUUGGAGAUUAUUAUGCCAAUUCAACAAUCUAUGGUUGUUAAUCUACCAAAAUAUGAUGUGAAUCUCACUGAUUCACUGAGGUCUGACAUCUUUUCUGCCACAGAGCUUCCUACAAUAUCAGGAAUAGCCGAUGAGGCUGAGAUUCUUUCAUCACUUCAGCGACCUAAGAAAAUCAUUCUGUUGGGUAGUGAUGGUAUUGAGCGGCCAUUCCUCUGCAAACCAAAAGAUGAUCUCCGGAAGGAUGCUCGCAUGAUGGAGUUCACAGCUAUGAUAAACCGUUUAUUAUCCAAAUAUCCAGAAAGCCGCCGGAGGAAGCUCUACAUACGCACCUUUGCUGUGAUACCUCUGACAGAGGAUUGUGGUAUGGUAGAAUGGGUUCCUCAUACUCGUGGUCUUAGACAUAUACUACAAGACGUAUAUAUAACUUGUGGUAAGUUUGAUAGGCAGAAGACAAAUCCUCAAAUUAAGCGAAUAUAUGACCAAUGCCAAGGUAAAAUAUCUGAAGAUGAGAUGCUGAAGACAAAAAUUCUUCCUAUGUUCCCUCCCAUUUUCCAUAGAUGGUUUUUGAAUACCUUUUCAGAACCAGCUGCUUGGUUUAGGGCGCGGAUAGCUUAUGCGCAUACAACUGCAGUUUGGUCUAUGGUUGGACACAUUGUGGGGCUGGGUGAUAGACAUGGUGAAAAUAUUCUUUUUGAUUCUACUACGGGUGACUGUGUUCAUGUUGAUUUCAGUUGUUUAUUUGACAAAGGUCUGCAGCUUGAAAAGCCUGAACUGGUGCCUUUUAGGCUAACCCAGAACAUGAUUGAUGGAUUAGGAAUCACUGGGUAUGAGGGUGUUUUCUUGAGAGUUUGUGAAAUUACUCUUUCUGUAUUGAGGACUCAUCGGGAUACUUUGAUGAGCAUACUUGAAACUUUCAUUCAUGAUCCGCUCGUGGAGUGGACAAAAUCUCACAAAUCCAGUGGUGUUGAAGUUCAGAAUCCUCAUGCUCAGCGAGCCAUCAGUAACAUUGAGGAUAGGUUACAAGGUGUAGUUGUUGGUGUUGGAGCUGCACCAUCUUUGCCCCUUGCUGUCGAAGGUCAGGCUCGUCGAUUAAUUGCGGAAGCAGUCUCUCACAAAAAUCUUGGGAAGAUGUACAUAUGGUGGAUGCCAUGGUUUUAGAUGAGAUGAGGAAUCACAAAAAGAUCCCAAGGUUCUUUCCCUCGACCAAGAUCAAAGAUUGGCUAUAACCUUCUUUUCUAGCGAUCAAUUUGGACGGACUUCUUGGAGAAGAGAGGCUUUCUGAUUAAUGGGUGUAUUAGAGACUAACAAUGAAGCAAGCACUCUGUAAAGGAUUCGGGUAAAAUCUCUCAUUCAAGUUCAUGAUUUCUCAAGCCAUUUGCUAUUAUUACCCUCAAAGCUCAAAGGUCCAUUACAACUGACUUUAUACAUUUUGGCUGUGAUAUUAUAUGCUGUCUUUGUGUAAUGAGUUGCAUGAAUGGCCUUUUGAGUUUAUUGUGCUUGAUUUUGAUUCUAUAUUUCAAUUUCCAUUUUGCUUGUUAUCAUGGGAGAGGUUUACAUCUUUUGUAUAUCAACCUAAAUGAGUGCUA
Messenger RNA from Cucurbita pepo subsp. pepo (vegetable marrow), 8747 nucleotides. RefSeq names its product Ataxia telangiectasia-mutated and RAD3-like protein (gene ATR). Gene Ontology annotation, cellular component: nucleus; chromosome. Gene Ontology annotation, biological process: DNA repair; telomere maintenance; DNA damage checkpoint signaling. Gene Ontology annotation, molecular function: protein binding; protein serine/threonine kinase activity. The record is from RefSeq and is a predicted model, not a curated record. Lineage: Eukaryota; Viridiplantae; Streptophyta; Magnoliopsida; Cucurbitales; Cucurbitaceae.